Messenger RNA from Sphenostylis stenocarpa, 537 nucleotides. NCBI's taxonomy places the organism in Eukaryota, Viridiplantae, Streptophyta, Magnoliopsida, Fabales, Fabaceae. The record is from the annotation of a GenBank genome assembly.
AUGGCAGAUAAAGAUGAAGAGUUGACUAUGCCAAGGGAUGCAAAGAUUGUGAAGUUUUUGUUGAAAUCAAUGGGCGUGGAGGACUAUGAACCUCCUGUUAUACACAAGUUUCUUGAGCUGUGGUAUCGCUACAUUGUUGAUGUGUUAACAGAUGCCCAAGUGUAUUCAGAGCAUGCAGGCAAGUCUGAAAUCGACUGUGAUGAUGUUAAGCUUGCUAUUCAAUCCAAGCUUAACUUCAGUUUCUCGCAACCACCCCCUCGUGAGGUGCUACUGGAGUUGGCUCAAAACCGCAACAAGAUACCAUUGCCGAAGUCUAUAGCUGGACCUGGUAUCCCGCUUCCACCUGUUCCGGACACGUUAAUCGGUCCCAACUACAUGUUUGGAAUUCCAAGCCAAAGGUCUGCUGAACCUGAAGAAACAGAGGAUGAAGAAGCUACUAUUCCCAACCCUAGCCCAGAAGAGAAGAUAGACAUGCAACAACAGGAUCCCCAUCAAAGAGUAUCAUUUCCCCUUCCCAAAUGCCAAAAGGAUAAAUAA